AUGAAUCAGAAUGAUGAUGUGGUUGAUAUAGCAUGCAUUGUGUCAUGCUUAUGCCCUAUUUCCUUUUCCAAAGUCAGCGUCCCUGUUCGAGGAAAGAGAUGUCGUCAUUUGCAGUUUUUCGAUAAGGCAUCGUUUUUAGAGUUGUAUGAAAAACAGGGACAUGGUCCUUGCCCCAUUUGUUUAGAAGAUACCCAUUCAUCCGAAUUGGUGGAGGAACCUUAUAUAAAGCAGCUAUUAGAUUCUACGCCUCCAGAUCAGGAGACAAUAUCAAUAAAGCAAGAAUAUUCCUUUUCCAGCAAUCUCUAUAGAGGGCAAACUCCGUCCCUGCCUCACUAUCCAAACAACAGGACGAAUCAAGUUUCUCGAUUCUACAAGACGGAGAAUAAUGAAAUUCUUCCAAUUCCGCAGGAUUCUUGUGCGCUCGAUGACAUUUUCUUCUAUCAGCGAGUGGAGAACGAGCAGCGGUUAUUGCGAGAAAAGUCACUGGAGCAGAAGUACUGGGAGUAUUUAGAGUUCUACAUGAACGUUUUUUCCAAAGCGCUGGAGUUCCAGGAUCGGAGAGAGUUGAAGAGUGCCUUCUUUGUCUUCCACAAAGUGAAUCUGCAGCAGAUUUGA
Molecule: messenger RNA, 615 nt
Organism: Blastocystis hominis
Lineage: Eukaryota; Bigyra; Opalinata; Blastocystidae
Exons: 5
Coding region: 1-615 (204 amino acids)
Biological process (GO): protein sumoylation
Molecular function (GO): SUMO ligase activity; zinc ion binding
Source: RefSeq, a predicted model, not a curated record